Molecule: messenger RNA, 1600 nt
Organism: Cucumis sativus (cucumber)
Lineage: Eukaryota; Viridiplantae; Streptophyta; Magnoliopsida; Cucurbitales; Cucurbitaceae
Product: pentatricopeptide repeat-containing protein At2g20710, mitochondrial-like
Exons: 2
Coding region: 132-1355 (407 amino acids)
Cellular component (GO): mitochondrion
Molecular function (GO): protein binding
Source: RefSeq, a predicted model, not a curated record
UCCUCGAACCUCGAUUGUUCGCGUGUUGGACCAAUGGGUCGAAGAAGGCCGACAAGUCAAACAGUCCGAUCUCCAAACGCUUAUCAAGCAGCUCAGGAAGUUUGGUCGCUUCAACCAAGCUCUGCAGUGUAAUGCAACAGUUGUGCGAAUGGGUACGUAAUGAAAGGAACCAAUGCCUGUCGACUGGGGACAUUGCUGUUGAGUUGCACUUAAUUUCAAAAGCUCGUGGUUUGGAACAAGCUGAGAAGUAUUUUAGCAGCAUUGGGGAAUCUUCAAGAGAUCAUAAGGUUUAUGGAGCACUUCUACACUGUUAUGUAGAGAAUAAAAAUUUGAAAAAGGCAGAGGCAAUCAUGCAGAAAAUGAGGGAAGUAGGAUUUAUGAAAACACCACUUUCUUAUAAUGCCAUGUUAAACCUUUAUGCUCAUCUCGGUAAACAUGAGAAACUUGCUGAAUUAUUGAAAGAAAUGGAAGAAAUGGGAAUUGGUCCGGAUAGAUUUACAUAUAAUAUUCGUAUGAAUGCUUAUGCAGCUGCUUCCGAUAUAACAAACAUGGAAAAGCUUUUGUCAAAAAUGGAGGCAGAUCCACUAGUUGCUACGGAUUGGCAUACUUAUUUUGUCGUAGGAAAUGGAUAUUUCAAAGCUGGUCUUUCUGAAAAUAGUAUAUUGAUGCUGAAGAAAGCAGAACAAUUCAUUGGUGACAAGCAAAAAUGGCUUGCAUACCAAUAUCUCAUGACACUAUAUGCUGCUAUUGGAAAUAAGGAUGAGGUGUAUCGGGUUUGGAACUUGUACACGAAUCUGCAAAAGAGAUUCAAUUCCGGAUAUCUUUGUAUAAUAAGUUCAUUAAUGAAACUGGACGAUAUCGAUGGUGCUGAAAGAAUCUUGAAGGAAUGGGAAUCAGGGGAUACAUCUUUUGAUUUCAGAAUCCCAAACAUGAUGAUAAAUAGUUAUUGUACGAAGGGAUUUGUGGAUAAGGCCGAAGCAUAUAUAAACAGGCUUAUAGAGACUGGCAAGGAACCAGAAGCAAAUACUUGGGAUCUACUGGCAAGUGGAUAUCAUUCUAAUGGUUUGACGAAUAAAGUAGCAGAAACUCUGAAGAAAGCAAUCUCAGUUAGUCCACCUCAUUGGAAGCCUAAGUAUCAUAUCUUGGCCGCAUGUCUUGAAUAUUUGAAAACAAAUGAAAAUGUGGACUUGGCAGAGGAAAUCAUAGGGCUCCUUUGCAAACGUGAUAUUUUUCCCUUAAACAUUUGCAAGAGAUUAGAAGAUUAUAUCCGCAGUGAAAACCAAAACUCAAUCAAGUGCCUUGAUCUACUUGGCCUGAAAGGUCAGAAUGAGGAACCCGAUCAAGUGUUAGAUUGAAACAAGCUCGACUUUGCUGAGCUAAAGCAUGAAGAAACUUCUGAUUGUAACUCAAUUUUUUUUUCUCUUUCUACCAUUCUCCUUUGUUAUAGUGUAGUGUAGCAUUAACUGUUUUCAAUGUUCUUGAAAUACCCAUGUAUUUGGAUUUUAUGAUUGGGAAAACCUAUCUUCUUCUAGUAAUCAGUGUACUGGGGAUUUGCAUCUACAAUUUUUUUUUCCUUGGAACAUCUUUUUUUUUCUUUUUA